UGUUUUAUACUUUUAUGUUGUGGCACAGCUGUGGUCCGAACUUACUCUUGAGCAAUGAGCACUGACCGCUGAGCACUGAACACUAAGUUUUCAAACAAAGUACAAAUGCGUUAUCAUAAUAUCAAUAACGGAUUAAUCUUUUAUCUAUACAGCCCGACAGCCUAUCGUGGACGGGCCCAGGGUUAUAUUUUGCUGUCGUGCUAUUUUUAAAACAUCUACAGUGUUAGUGUUAAUAGUCGGCAUCAUGAUAUAAUUAACAAAACUGGUUUUUGGAAUUAUUGGAAUAACGACAAACGCCGCUGCAGAGUACUGAGUAGCACCAAAUACUGUCAUAGUGUCAUUUACUGUACUCGGUGCAAUCGACAUUUGACCGUUGACGAGUGACGGCACCGCAAACUUUCUGAGGGCUUUAAGUUGGUACGAAAAGUCCGGAUAAAACCUAGUCGGACAUCGUCGUGUAGAUAAAAUCCUGUCCACAUUCGCGGAAAGCCGGAAACACGUUGUCCCGGUGUCGACGGUCGCGAUUCUGAGUUCGGGGAGAAUAUUGUGAUACUAUUUAGACCGAGUUUGCAACGACGACGACGUCUCGACAGACAGAUGUUCACUUCCGGUGUGUAUCGUUUCGCGUUCGUAGGAAAAACGUGACGGUCGGCCCGCAGUGACGAGUUCCGUCGGACCUGUGAACGCAAUGCCCAAAAGUAACUACUUGCCUACUGUCGUGAUGGAUAUUUCCGUCGGUUCUCUCGGCGUUUUCCUCGCUUUGUUUUCGAUCGUUUGUUAUUUUGUCAGGAUCAGACUGGUCAGCAGCCGCGGUCUGCCCUCGUCCACACGUCCACGGUUGCCGGUCACCGACGAUCUGCCUCCGACGCCUACACCGCGGUUGCAGGUCGCCGACGGUCUGUCCACACCGCGGACGGCCGCCUACGGUCCGCUCUCGACGUUCACACCGCUGUUGGUGUCCGUCACCGUUCCGCGAGUUCGCCAGAGUUCCGGAACCGCCAGAAUCGCCGACAAGCUUCGAGUAUCGGUAAAUCCGUUCACGCCGACCGGCAUCGCGAUACUGAAAAACCGAAAUAAACGCUUAACCGGAUCGAACGAAGACGACGACGACGACCUACGUAUCGCCGAUCCUGAGGACCAUGACGACUGCUUGAGCCUUGGACAGUACACGCCGCCCGACGACAAAUCGUCUGGUUCCGUCCAUCCGUCCGUCGUCAGACGUCUGGUGGACAGUGGCAAGAUGACCAACGUAAGUAUACGCGAACUGCAGACGUCACGCUUCAACGAAGAGUUCAGGAUAGACGAGUAUAUUGCCGCAGGUAGUUUUGGAGUCAUAUACAAGUGCACAAAUCUAUUAGACGGGAUACCAUAUGCGAUUAAAAAAAUCAAACAGACGGUACCCAGGAGCCCAGAGUAUCUGGUCCGGAAGGAGGUGUACGCGAACUCGGUGUUCGGGCGACAUCCAAACUUAGUCUCGUACUUCACGGCUUGGUACGAGAGGGGUCACAUUUACAUUCAAACCGAGUUCUGUCACGGAGGCACCCUGGAACGCAUGAUCCACGAGUCUGAUCAUGUUUUUUGUGACAACGCUCUGAGGCGAUUGUUGUGGCAUGUGUGCAAUGGCCUGGCUCACAUCCACUCCAAAAAACUCGCUCAUUUAGAUAUAAAAUCAGCCAACAUAUUGGUAUGUAAAACUAAUGGGUCAUUGGUGUUUGCUAAUGAUCUAGACGAUGAAGAAGAAGAAAUAGUUGACAAACAUAUUGUUUACAAGAUAGGUGACUUUGGGCAUACAAUAUGUGUCGAAGAUGUCCGAAAUAUUGAAGACGGAGACUCUCGCUACUUACCUAAAGAACUAUUACGUGACGAUUAUUCUCAGUUGCAGAAAGUCGAUGUGUUUUCUACUGCUCUUACAGUGUACGAGGCAGCAACUCGUAAACAUUUACCUAAAAAUGGACCAGAAUGGCAUCGUUUGAGGAAUGGUGAAUUUUCGUUACCUCAAACUCCAUUUUUCAGUACAAGUCUUGAAAAAUUGCUAAAAAAAAUGGUAGAAUUGGAUCCUACCAAUAGACCUAGUGCUUCUAAAGUGGUUAAUAUUUUGCUCGAUAGAGGAAUGGCAGCAACAAAAGAUCAAGAUGAAAUGGAAGCGUUAAAAUUAAGUGCUCAAUUCCUUUCACCUUGGUUAAUAGAUUUAAAACCGUCAAGAACAGCACUAUCAGGUAGAAGUAACUAUAUUUAUACGGACUGUCAGUUAUAAGAAAUUCAAGACUAUUGAACAGGAAAUGAAAUCAUCGAGGAAAUCAUUUAAUUAUAUUUAACCUAUAAUUAUGUUGAACUAUUAGAUUUAAAAAAAAAUUUAAUUUAGAGCUAUAAUUUUUAUUUCUCCAUUAGAUUUAAACAGUUAAUGAAGAAUAUUUUUUAAAGCAAUAUUUAGUUUAAUUUAAUUUUAAAAUAGUGAA
Messenger RNA from Acyrthosiphon pisum (pea aphid), 2456 nucleotides. Its product is annotated as wee1-like protein kinase 2. NCBI's taxonomy places the organism in Eukaryota, Metazoa, Arthropoda, Insecta, Hemiptera, Aphididae. Gene Ontology annotation, biological process: protein phosphorylation. The record is from RefSeq and is a predicted model, not a curated record. Gene Ontology annotation, molecular function: ATP binding; protein tyrosine kinase activity. Gene Ontology annotation, cellular component: cytoplasm; nucleus. The transcript has a single exon. Bases 689 to 2254 code for a protein of 521 amino acids.